This is a messenger RNA of Alternaria ventricosa, 495 nucleotides long. RefSeq lists its product as uncharacterized. The transcript has 3 exons. The record is from RefSeq and is a predicted model, not a curated record. Lineage: Eukaryota; Fungi; Ascomycota; Dothideomycetes; Pleosporales; Pleosporaceae. Gene Ontology annotation, molecular function: transmembrane transporter activity. Bases 1 to 495 code for a protein of 164 amino acids. Gene Ontology annotation, cellular component: membrane.
AUGAAUUUUGAAGCCCAUAAAGAAGAUGCCAUCACACAUAUCGAGCACUCUUCUCCUACGCCAGCGCAGAAAGUCGAGAAGGCAGACGCGGCGGCCGAGUUCCUGGCCAACGCUCAUGUCGAUGAUGCAUCGUUCUCAUACGAAGAAGAGCGCGCUGUUCUCAAGCGCGUAGACUAUCGCGUCCUUCCUCUUCUGCUAGGAGCCUACUUCUUCCAGCAGCUCGACAAAUCCUCUUUGUCUUACGUCUCCAUCUUCGGUCUACAAGCAGACGCCAAACUAGUAGGACGUCAAUACUCAUGGCUUGGCUCUAUUCUAUACUUGGCCCAACUAGUCAUGCAGCCCCUCGCAGCCUUCCUCCUGGUCAAGUUGCCCACGGGAAAAGUUAUCGGAACAGCCAUCUUCCUCUGGGGUAGCAGUUGGCUAUCAUGGCGGCCUGUACAGACUUCAAAAGCCUCCUCGGUCUGCGGUUUGUAUUGGGAUCCUUCGAGGCCAUGA